GCCCCGCAGCCGUCCCGUCUCCGCCAUGCUCGGGCUCUCUCUGCCUCCCAGGGAGCUGCGGCUGCUGUCGCUGCUCCCGCUGCUGCUGCCGCCUCCGUCCGGGGCAGCUGAGCCGGGGGACCGGGAGCGCAGCGAGCAGCUAGAAGCCGUCCGCAGCGCCAUCCUGAGCCGGCUCGGGCUGUCCGCGCCCCCGGACGUGCGCCCGCAGCUUCUCAGCUCCGCGGAGGUCCGGAGGCUGCAGCGCCGAUAUGAGGAGGCACUGACCCAGCUGCGGACCAACCAGAGCCUGGAGGCUACAGGCUCGGGCCGGAGUUCGCGUUCCCCUAGAGUCCCCAAGGUCCGGAUCCUGAUGCCUAAAUUGGAGCUCAGCCGGGACGCCCCCCACGAGCGCUUCCACCUGCUCCUCCACCGCAAGGCUCUGACUGCGGGGACCCCGGAGGAGCCGCGGGUCCUGCGCGCCCAGCUGCGGCUGUUUCUGCAGCCACCAUCCCCGCUGACCCCGACUGAGUGGGCCCCGUCGCCGCUAGAUGCUGCGCCCCAGACCCUGACGCUCGACCUGACGCGGCCGCUGCAGCGCUGGCUCCGGCGCCGUCCGGCUCCGGCGUCCCUGCUGCGGCUGCCGCUGGCUUUGCCUCCCAACGUGACCCGGGAGCUGCUCCGCCAGCCCCCGGGCCCGCGCGCCAGCCUGCGCGUGGAGCUCCAAGAGCUUCCCCGAGGGGCGCCCCGGCGGGCGCGAGCGCUGGAGCCCGACAAAGCCUGCGGAGAGGGAGGCGGGAGACGCUGCUGCGUCCGCUCGCAGCGCGUGUCUUUCAAAGAGAUCGGCUGGGACAGCUGGGUGCUGGCGCCCCGCGAAUUCGAGAUGCGCUUCUGCGAGGGCUCGUGUCCGCAGGGCUACCGGCCGGCCAGCAUGCACGCGCAGCUCAAGGCGCGCCUGCACCGCCUUUCCCCCGCCCUGACGGGCCCGCCCUGCUGCGUCCCCUCUGCCUACGAGUCCAUGGUGCUCAUGCACUACGGCAGUGACGGGCAGAUAGCCUUCACGCCCUACGAAGACCUGCUCCCCACGGGCUGCCACUGCGCCUGAGCCCCCCGGACCUGCGCGGUGGAAGGGACCGGUCGCUGGCGGCGUGGGAAGGGCUGGCAUCCGGCUGUCAAGCUGCCCAGCCUCCUACAUGGUCCCAAGCUCAUCUCCAGAUUUCGAAUCCGGAACCACUGAAGAAUAAAGCUGGGCUGGCCACCGUGGGCGCCUCUGUGGCCAAAGGAUGGAGCUGAAGGUGGCCCACGGUGUGAUGUUUCCUGAGAAGCAGCUGUUAUUUAUAGAAGCAUAUUUAUUGAUAAUUUAUUGAGGG
This is a messenger RNA of Sarcophilus harrisii (Tasmanian devil), 1346 nucleotides long. RefSeq names its product growth/differentiation factor 15-like. Gene Ontology annotation, cellular component: extracellular region. Lineage: Eukaryota; Metazoa; Chordata; Mammalia; Dasyuromorphia; Dasyuridae. Gene Ontology annotation, molecular function: growth factor activity; cytokine activity. The record is from RefSeq and is a predicted model, not a curated record. The transcript is spliced from 2 exons. Bases 26 to 1081 code for a protein of 351 amino acids. Gene Ontology annotation, biological process: SMAD protein signal transduction.